Messenger RNA from Phytophthora infestans T30-4, 1722 nucleotides. RefSeq lists its product as uncharacterized. The transcript has 8 exons. The record is from RefSeq and is a predicted model, not a curated record. The coding region runs from base 1 to 1722 and encodes 573 amino acids. Lineage: Eukaryota; Oomycota; Peronosporomycetes; Peronosporales; Peronosporaceae.
AUGGCGUGGGUGCACCGCACGACCCGUGACGAUUGUCCCGGUGGUUUGCAAUCGAAGGCUGGCACGUCGGCGAGUCUUGGUCCUGGUUACUACGAAACUUCGAAAUCUCGUCACGUGCGACCGAAUGCUGCAGGUUUUGGCUGCGGCGACAAGCUCGAGCGCGGUGCCAACUCUGGCUCCACUCAAGGCUUGAAGAUGAUAACUCCGGGACCUGGAGCUUAUACCAGUAGCAACCAGACAAGUUGGGAAUCGCCUACAAAGAGCAAGGCAUCCGCCACGUCAAUUUUUCAGUCCAAGUCUGAACGACUUGGUGAUGUAAGACAGCGUCGAGGAUUCUCCACGCCAGGACCAGGAGCAUACACGAAGCAAGACCCGUUUGCACAGAAAUCCAAAACACACACAAGCCUCGGCAAUCCUUUGGUGAGGACACCACCGUCCAACAACAAGAUCCGGUGGACUCGACUUCCAACUGCUCCGUCCAUUCCCACAGUUUCGCAGAGUUUUGGCUACGAGCAAGGUGCGCAUGGCAAACUUGUUCGCCACGAGCCAGUCAAAGUUGGUCAUUCUGGGUGUGGAAAUGAUACGCUGGGUCCUGGAGAGUACGAGCCUAUGAGAGGAUUGAAAAGUAUUAACAAGACGCGGACAACCGACUUCUCGAAGGGUAAAGUGACGCGAUUCAUUGAGCACGAAGUUCGAGCAAAGGCUGAGAUACCAGGUCCUGGAGAGUACAAGAACACCGGAGACGGCGCUGCACUCAAAGACCCCGCACGAAUCAAUGCUGUUUUCAAGUCCUCCCUUACUCGAGAGCAAGCAGCACCCAGCUCGACGACGAAAACUGUACCAGGACCUGGGGCGUACAACUCAGCUCAAAUUCACGGAUUCGCGAAAGAAACGAAGCCCGAGCAUCUUCAAUUCUUUGGAAGUACAUCGACUCGGUUCGAGACUUCGCAACGCGAUGGACUUGCUCCAGGCCCCGGAGCUUACUAUAACCCCCCUUCAGGAACCACACAACAGCCACGGUCAAUAUCUGGCAGGAAAAAGGCACCGUUUAGCUCGAAGAAAGAGCGCUUCGAAGUCCCAAAAGAGAGGGACCAGAGUUUGGCUGCACCAGGAUCUUAUGAAAUUCAGUCAGCUGUGUCGGAAGUAUUGAGCAAAGUGACAAGCCGCGUGACAAACUUCGGCAGCACUACAAAGCGUUUCGACACCAUUUCCUCUGGGACCAAUCGUGAGACGCUCGAGUCUCAGCUAGAGCGUGAUAUGAAGGAGCAAAAAUUAGAGCGGCAAAUGCAAGGACAAAAUAACAAGAAGCAACAACAACCCAAGGCUUCAUCCAUGUUUGCUUCAUCUACAAGUCGCCCACAUCAAAGCCAAAAAGCCACUGGCCCAUCGCCAGGCGACUAUGAGACUCUACGAUCUUGGAAUGCCGCAGGAGCGCAGGGUGCUUUCAAAUCGGGCAUCGACCGAAUGAAGGACAAACCCAACCCGAACUCGUUUGUCCCUGGGCCUGGAUCGUACUCCAUGGAGCGUUUAGUGCAGAAACCGCAGCACAAGGCUCGACCGAACGUGUUUUACGCAGCGGAACCUCGUUUCAAGGAGAAGCGUCCAAAGGUGCCAGUAUUGGGCCCUGGUCAGUACAAUACAGACACAGUCGAAUCGGACUGGAAUCGCCCCACCCACAACAUCUCGAUCGCGACUGAGAUGGAGUUGGCGAUGAUGCAAUAA